CUUUCACGGUCGAUACUUGCAAAGCGCUCCACUGCUGCCAACAUUGCAAACAUGGACGCAAAGCCACAACGUCCCAUGCGAGCGCUUCGCAUCCGCGAUGAAAACGCGCAACCUCAAUCCCAAGCCGGAAAGACGAUCCAUCAACGCAACAAGUCCACGCCUGCUCUUUCGACACUGGCUCAGCUCGGCGGUCUCAAGGCCAAUGGCGUCAAGCGACAAGCAUUCGCCGAUGUUAGCAACGUUACCCGACAGGUUGUCAAGGACGACAUGCAGGUGCCGGGGAAGACAAAGGAGAGCAUCGUCGUCAAGGACAUCGCCGUCAAGGAGGCACAAAAGCCCACUGCUCUACUCCGACCUGCCCAGCGUCCUCUCUCCCACGCCGCUUCAAAAGCAAAUCUCACUACCAACUCUGGCGCUGUUGCCUCUGCUGUGCCAAAACAUGCUGUGCUAGACUCCAUCCACAUCCCCAAGGUCAUCUCUAAGAAGGCUACCGCCAUCUUUCGCGAAACGCGCUCGGAUCCUGUGCCAGAGGCCUCGACCGUGCCGGUCAUCUCGCAGCAGCCUUCCAAGACCACACUUGACAUGCCAAACACCACGCGUGGUACUUCAUAUAGCGUCAAGGCACCCGCACACGAGGAACUGGCUCCUCUCGUUCCUGUCGAGAAGGCCCAUGCUAGGAAACCUGCCCAGGUAGAAGAGCCCGCUGCAAACAUUGAGAUUCAACAGACGCGUGAGUACGUCGACGCCCUCGAGAAGAAGGCGCGUGUAAUCGAACAAGAACGAAACGACGAAUUGGCCAACGUCCACAAGCUAUCCGGAGGCGAAUUGGAAGAGGACUGGGACGAAGACGAAGACGAGGAGUACUACGAUGCUGAUGGCUACACUACCACACACACCAUGAGGUCUCGUAUGGGUGACACAACCGGCGGAGUCACACUCAACCUUGCUCCUCGUGUGACAGUGAAGACCAAGCGUGAACUGGAAGCCGCCAAGAAGUGGGUCGAAGAGAACAAGUCCAACGAAGAUGUCGAAGACGAGCUGUGGGAUACUUCCAUGGUCGCGGAAUACGGGGAGGAGAUCUUCGAGUACAUGCACGUCCUCGAAGAGAAACUGAAGCCAAACUCUACCUACAUGGACCUCCAAGCUGAAAUCCAGUGGUCUAUGCGCUCUGUCCUGAUGGAUUGGCUGGUCCAGGUUCAUAACCGAUUCACCUUGCUCCCAGAGACUCUUUUCCUCGCCGUCAACUAUGUCGAUCGGUUUCUUUCUGCCAAAGUGGUCUCCUUGGGCAAGCUCCAGCUGGUUGGUGCCACCGCGCUUUUCCUUGCUGCCAAGUAUGAGGAGAUCAACUGCCCCUCUGUCCAGGAGAUUGUCUACAUGGUCGACGGCGCUUAUACUGGCGAAGAAGUUCUCAAGGCUGAGCGCUUCAUGUUGAGCAUGCUCCAGUUCGAGCUUGGCUGGCCUGGUCCGAUGAGCUUCCUCCGCCGUAUCAGCAAGGCCGACGAUUACGACCUCGAGACCCGAACUCUUGCUAAGUACUUCUUGGAAAUCACCAUCAUGGACGAGCGGUUCGUGGCUUGUGCUCCUAGCUUCCUUGCCGCCGCUGCACACUGCCUUGCGCGUUUCAUGCUGAAGAAGGGCGAAUGGACGCAAGCUCACAUCCACUACUCUGGAUACACGCUCUCCCAACUCCGCCAGAUCUUGUCCGUCAUGCUCGAAUGCUGUGAUAACCCUCAAAAGCACCACGCCGCCGUGUACGACAAGUACCAGGACAAGCGAUACAAGCGUGCUUCCACCUUUGUCGAGACAGAACUCCAGCGAGGAUUCCAAAUUCCAAUCACAUCUCGCGAGAGCCUUGCUGGCCAGACUCAGUCAUGGCGCAGAAAGUGA
Messenger RNA from Periconia digitata, 1887 nucleotides. The record is from the annotation of a GenBank genome assembly. NCBI's taxonomy places the organism in Eukaryota, Fungi, Ascomycota, Dothideomycetes, Pleosporales, Periconiaceae.